AUGUCGAAAGUGAAACAUUUACUGCGAAAACUGCAUAUCGGGGAUCAUCAACACCAAGAUAGACCGGCCGUACUCGAUCCGUCCCCUCAAACGACGCCGUCUCAAUCUUCGUUGCCAUCUUCACCUUCAUCUGACCCGCACCCGAUUUCGGCUCAACCUGCUUCGGAUUCAAUGGAAAAUGAGAAUUCUGUUUCUCAUUCUCAUUCUAAUUCUGAUAGUAAUUUUAAUUUCUUCGAGGAGGAGUUUCAAGUUCAAUUGGCACUUGCUAUUAGUGUGUCGGAUCCAGCUCAAAAUCAUGACCCGGAAACCGCCCAGAUCAACGUCGCCAAGCAAAUAAGUCUUGGGUGCUCACCGACUCAAUCCCUUGCCGAAUUUCUCUCGCUUCGUUACUGGAGCUACAAUGCCAUAAAUUAUGAUGAGAAAGUAAUUGACGGGUUCUAUGAUGUUUGUGGAAUUGAUUCGAAUUUGCUGUCCCAAUCAAAAAUGCCAUCGCUGGUAGACCUUCAAUUAUUUUCUGUUUUGGAUCACGUUGGUUCUAAGGUUGUUUUAGUGAACCGCACACUUGACACAGAACUGCGGGAACUUGAGGAAAAAGCUUACUUCAUUUCCGUGGAGGGCCUAGCUCUGGAAAGGGGUACAAGUUAUUUAGUUCAAAAAAUUGCUGACAUUAUUGUUGACAGAAUGGGAGGUCCUGUUAAUGAUGCUGAAGAAAUGUUGAAAAGGUGGAGAGCAAGGUGUUAUGUUGUGGAAACACGGAAGAAAUGUUUAAAAUGUGGAAAGCGAGAUUCACGACAGAGAGCUUUGCUCUUUAAGGUACUUGCUGAUAGGAUCAACCUUCCAUGUAAGCUAGUAAAAGGUAGUUAUUACACUGGCACUGAUGAAGGAGCUGUGAACUUGAUCAGAUUGGACAACGGAAGUGAAUACAUUGUUGAUCUAAUGGGUGCUCCGGGCACUCUAAUCCCUGCCGAGGUGCCUUGUAGUCAUCAUCAAAAUUUUAACUUAGAUGCAAGGAGUAUUACACAUGUUGUAGGGACCACCAAAAGUUCAUGUUCAACAUUUGACGAAGAAGCUGGAAGCGGUUCACUUAUGCCUAAUAAUGAAGAAACUUUCAAAAUAAAAAGUUCAAGUUCAGAAUCAUCUUCCAUUUUCCCCAAGUCAAAGAGAAAUGGCAGGGCUAUCGCACUAUCAUUAAGCGGAGUUUGUGAAGAGUCAGCAGGUGCUGGAAAAAAAGCAUCAGCAAGACAGAAAUUGCAAGUUGAAAACGUUUCCAAAUGUGUAAUCGAUGCCGCAAGAGAUCCAGAAUUUGCUGGAAAACUUCAUGCUGUUUUGUCAGAGAAUUAUGUGACAUCAAACCCAGAUGUGCUUUUGAAUAUGAAUUCCCACGAUCUUGGAGAGGACAAAGUGUUUGCUAAAAAUGAAUCAGUGAGAGGUGAAAGGGUGAUUAAUACUUGGCGUCAUCCAGAGAAGUUCUUUUCCAAAAAAGAGAAAGCUCUUGUACCAUAUUCCGGAGUGCAGAUAUUUAGCAAGGUUUUAUGUGACAGCAGCAAAAACCAUACUGUUGAAGGGUUGGCAGCACAGCAGAUUAAACCGGAUUCGGCUGUCUCUAAUCCGGGAUAUAAUGUAUAUUCUAAUACUCCAGCAGAGGAAUGUAUGCUUUUCAAAGGUAGAACUGAUGAAGUGAUCCAUGAUGAUGAUAAUGACUUGGGUGCUGGCUGUGCCAAUUUGUGUGGCAAGAUAGACAAGUCUUCUGUGGAAGUGACAGAAAUAGCCUGCAGUAACCAGUCUAUUACUAGCAAGAAUCAGGAAAUGAAAAAUGACCCUGUCCUGAGUGGUGUUGCCGAAAUUUCAUGGGAGGAUCUUCAGAUUGGUGAACGCAUUGGCAUAGGUUCAUAUGGUGAAGUUUAUAGGGCAGAAUGGAAUGGCACAGAAGUUGCAGUAAAGAAAUUCAUGAAUCAAGAUAUCUCUGGUGUUGCACUCACACAAUUUAGAUGCGAGAUUGAGAUCAUGCUGAGAUUGAGACAUCCUAAUGUUGUUCUUUUCAUGGGAGCUGUAACUCGGCCUCCAAAUCUGUCCAUAUUGACUGAGUUUCUACCAAGGGGUAGUUUAUUUAAACUGCUGCAUCGUCUCAAUAUCCAAAUUGAUGAAAAGAGGCGAAUAAAAAUGGCUCUCGACGUGGCCAGAGGAAUGAAUUACUUACACACUAGUCACCCUAUCAUCGUGCAUCGAGAUUUGAAGACUCCCAAUCUCCUAGUUGACAAAAACUGGGUGGUUAAGGUCUGUGAUUUUGGGAUGUCACGUUUGCAGCACAGUACAUUUCUGUCUUCCAAGUCAGCUGCUGGAACUGCGGAAUGGAUGGCACCAGAGGUUCUAAGGAAUGAGCCAUCGAAUGAGAAAUCUGAUGUAUAUAGUUUUGGAGUAAUAUUGUGGGAAUUGGCAACUCUUCGUGUACCAUGGAUGGAAAUGAACUCCAUGCAGGUUGUUGGAGCUGUUGGAUUUCAGGGUAGGCACCUUGAGAUUCUGCCCACUAUUGAUCCAUUGGUCGCAGAGAUAAUUAGUGACUGUUGGAAUCGAAAUCCACAGGCACGCCCUUCUUUUAAGCAGAUUAUCAGCCGACUGAGGUGUUUGCAGCGUCUAAAUUUGCAGAGAGAGACUCGUGCAUCUCAGCAGUUGUCAGAAAAGGAAGUGUUGGUUCAUUCGAAGUGGGGACUCAACACAACCAAGUGGAUAUCCUCCUCGUCGACAGUGGCACAAAGUGCAGUCGGGAGGGUAAUGAUGGAGAACUGUUGGUGGCUAAACACUUCAGGGUAA
Fraxinus pennsylvanica is the source of this 2808-nucleotide messenger RNA. Lineage: Eukaryota; Viridiplantae; Streptophyta; Magnoliopsida; Lamiales; Oleaceae. The record is from the annotation of a GenBank genome assembly.